CGCCGCCCGCCGCCAUGGAGCCCGGGCCGCCUGGCUGCUCCAGGCCCGCAGAGCCGGGGCCUCGCUUGCGCCGCUUGUGCGGCGCCGACCAGGAGGCCUCGGUCGCCUUGCUCAGCCGGGCCAGGGCAGAGGCCGAGCUCCAGCGCUGCGUGCCGGCUGUGGCUGCCGUGUUGCCGGCGGGGGGGAGCGGGGAGAGGAUGGGCGUCCCCACCCCGAAACAGUUCUGCCCCAUCCUGGACAGGCCGCUCAUCAGCUACACCCUGCAGGCCCUGGAGAGAGUAUGUUGGAUAAAGGACAUUGUCGUGGCAGUAACUAGAGAGAACAUGGAAACAAUGAAGGGUAUUAUUCAGAGGUACCAGCAUCAACGCAUCUCACUAGUCGAAGCCGGAGUGACCCGCCACAGGUCAAUAUUCAGUGGACUAAAAGCACUGGCCCAGGAUCAGCCGGACUCUCAGCUCUCAAAGCCGGAAGUCGUGAUUAUCCAUGAUGCGGUGAGACCUUUUGUUGAGGAAGACGUCCUCCUUAAAGUUGUCACAGCUGCUAAGGAACACGGGGCAGCAGGAGCAAUUCGACCUCUUGUAUCUACUGUCAUCUGUCCAUCUGCUGAUGGUUGCUUAGACCAGUCUCUAGAACGUGCCAGACACAGAGCAAGUGAAAUGCCCCAGGCUUUUCUAUUUGAUGUGAUCUACGAAGCAUAUCAGCAGUGUAGUGACUAUGACCUGGAAUUUGGAACUGAGUGUUUGCAUUUGGCUCUAAAAUACUGUCACAUUAAAGCCAAACUUGUGGAAGGAUCACCUGAUCUCUGGAAGGUGACCUACAAACGAGAUCUGUAUGCAGCGGAAUCGAUUAUUAAGGAAAGAAUUUCACAACAGAUUUGCAUGGUUAUGGACACAAAAGAAGAUGAAGAACUUGUAGGUCAUCGCCUUGAAGAGAUGCUGAAAAAUGAAUUCAGUCAUGUAAAAGUCACAUCUGGGGCUCUGGGUCAUACUGGCAGAGAUCUUCAACAAAUCAUCUUAGAGCAAUGCUAUAACUUUGUUUGUGUGAAUGUUGGGGCCUAUGAAUUUGAAGAAACCCAGAAACUACUGGAUGUGCUUAAAGAGAGUGAUCUUUCCAUUUUGUACCCUGUUGUUGUGAUUUCAGUGCAUUUUCUUGAUUGUAAAUCUGUACCUUUUGGUCAGAAAAUGGAAAACCUAAUGCAGAUUAGGGAAUUUGCAAAGGAAGUGAAAAAAAGAAAUAUUUUAUUAUGUGGCCUUCUCAUAUAUUAUCCACAGGAUGAGCAGAAGCUACAGGACAGUUUACGGCAAGGUGCCACUAUUAUUGCCACGUUAAUUAAAGAAAGAAAUUCUGGACUGGUUGGUCAGCUACUGGUAGCAUGAAGAGCACAAUUACCUACUGAGUUUUCAGAACCACUUACCUAAGUAUCUCUUUUGUGCUUCCCUCCUUAUUGUAUAUGGUAGAAUGUUUGUCUUCUAUGUCUCAUAAUUGUUAGAAUAUGAUGCUUAGGUUAUAAAAGUGUAUCAGUGUUUAUAUCUAUGAAAAAAAUAUUCACUUUUGUGCAUGUCAAAUUAAAUUGCCUGAACCAGAAAGGAAUAGAUAAAUGGAAAAUAAUAGCCUUCACAUAAUCUUUUCUUCAAGGAGUGAAAGAUCAAAUAGAAAUAAUGAUGGGUGAGCUAAUCCUUCAAGGAAUGAGAAUUCAGAAAACUUGAACUAUUAUCUCCAUUUAAUUAGUAAAUCACACUAAAGUGAAACUAAUAUAUAAGACUCAGAAUUAUUCUUAAUUCUGAAAUAUUCCUCUACCAUGAAACAUUGACUUGUGUUCUAAUUUUUUCGCACUUAAAAAAAAAAAGGGAAAUAGCAGGGAACUCGGGUUCAGAUAUCUUCACCAUUGUCUUGACAUUAUUCCUGAUCCCUAAAGAAGAGGCCAUGUUUUUCUCCUGCUUUUCUACCAUUUUAAAAUUGGCUGUGUUCCUUGGUUUAUGAAAUAUAAUUUUGACUCAUUUGAAAAGGUCUCUGAUUUUUCUGAAUAAAUUUAAAAGAAGACUGGAAAGCUUCAUAAAACUGAACUUACUUUGGUCAAUCCCAAGUUUUAGUCCUCUUCUAAAAGGUAAGGAGUCAUUUCACAGGCAAGAAUUUAAUUUUUUUUUUAAACAAUACUGCUCUCUUUUUAAAUCAAGUUCUGAUUCUUUCAAAUUUCCACUAGUGCAUACACAUAUUAAAUGCUGAUGAUUUUCCCGUACAUUACAUUUUAUAAUUAUGUACAUUCAGCCAUUAGAGAGGCCUCUUAUUCCAUUUUUAUAUUUACUUUCUAAAAAUACAUUAGAUCAGAUUAUUCCAGUGCUAAGGCUGCAUAUGGUAACUAUAAAAGUUGCAUGAAACAUUUUCUAUAAAAUAUCUACCUUGUGGAAUUUCUUCCUAACCUACUGGAUGAUUUUUUUCUAUAUUUCUUAAGUAUAUAUAUUAGUAGGAGAAUUUAUAUUUUACAUUUAAGUAAUAGUGGGUAGAAAAUAAUGGACAUGGAGUAAUUAUUAUAAUUAAUUGUCCUGAAUGAAAUGUGUUCCUUCAUUGUAGUUUGGAUCUAAGUUCCUGGGCUUGUUACUUUGUCUCUCUCUCUCUCUAAGAAUGUUAAGAAAUAAAUCAUUUCAUUCAAAUCUUGAGGGUGAUAAUAUAUGGGCAAUGGGUGGAUUUUGGUUAGAAUGUCUAUGUCAGUGGUUCAAUUAUGUUGUGAAAGGUUGUCACCUUGUGCCUGUUGAAGAAGUCUUCAGGUAAAAAUGUUUUAAGAAUUUGAAAUUGUCUGACUUAUUUCACUUAGCAUAAUAAUCUCAAGUUCCAUGGAUAUAAAACUGAAAACAACAAAGGAAUGAGACAAACAAAUGAAGAAACAAAAUCUC
This is a messenger RNA of Rhinolophus ferrumequinum (greater horseshoe bat), 2888 nucleotides long. RefSeq names its product CDP-L-ribitol pyrophosphorylase A (gene CRPPA). NCBI's taxonomy places the organism in Eukaryota, Metazoa, Chordata, Mammalia, Chiroptera, Rhinolophidae. Gene Ontology annotation, biological process: protein O-linked glycosylation via mannose; isoprenoid biosynthetic process. The record is from RefSeq and is a predicted model, not a curated record. Bases 15 to 1376 code for a protein of 453 amino acids. Gene Ontology annotation, molecular function: D-ribitol-5-phosphate cytidylyltransferase activity. The transcript is spliced from 10 exons. Gene Ontology annotation, cellular component: cytosol.